AGGAAGUGCUCUCUUGGCCGCCGCCGCCGCCGCCGCCGCCGAGGCCGCGCCGGAGGGGUUGCCCGAGCCGCGCUGCGGGGGCCGAGAUGUCGUCCCGGCCGGGGCGCGAGGACGCGGGGGCUGGGAGCGCGCGGCGGCCGCGUGAGCCGCCCGAGCAGGAGCUGCAGCGACGUCGGGAGCAGAAGCGGCGGCGGCACGACGCGCAGCAGCUGCAACAGCUCAAGCACCUGGAGUCCUUUUAUGAAAAACCUCCUCCUGGGCUUAUCAAGGAAGAUGAGACUAAGCCAGAAGAUUGCAUACCAGAUGUACCAGGCAAUGAACACGCCAGGGAAUUUCUGGCUCAUGCACCAACUAAAGGACUUUGGAUGCCACUGGGGAAAGAAGUCAAAGUGAUGCAGUGCUGGCGUUGCAAACGGUAUGGUCACCGAACGGGCGACAAAGAAUGCCCUUUCUUUAUCAAAGGCAACCAAAAGUUAGAGCAGUUCAGAGUGGCACAUGAAGAUCCCAUGUAUGACAUCAUACGAGACAAUAAACGACAUGAAAAGGACGUAAGGAUACAGCAGUUAAAACAGUUACUGGAGGAUUCUACCUCAGAUGAAGAUGGGAGCAGCUCCAGUUCCUCUGAAGGUAAAGAGAAACACAAGAAAAAGAAGAAGAAAGAAAAGCAUAAGAAAAGAAAAAAAGAAAAGAAAAAGAAGAAAAAACGGAAGCACAAAUCUUCCAAGUCAAAUGAGAGUUCCGACUCAGAGUGACAAGGAUGUGACUUGUUCAACAUUCUCUUCUCAAACACUGACGAAGGAACAGAGGAAGAUGCAGUCAGAGCAAGUAGCAGGAUAGAGAGGCCGAGAGAGGAGGAUACGUGGGUCACAGCAGUGAGCUCCCACCCGCCUUCCAGUGAAGAUGUCACUCCAGGAGAGGGAGUGCCUCCUUCCAAGUGCUAGCUCUGGAUAGCCGCUGAUCUUAGGUAGGAAAGUUUCUUUGGUGUUGUCCUCCCUGCUGGUCACAUGAGUUUACGAUUCCUUUGAAAUGUCUCCCGCAGGAUGGCAGGACUGGGGGAGUCUCUGAGGUGUGUCUUCCAUGCCCUCCCACAGCUUGUGCCCUCCACAGUGGGGACUCAGGUCCCAUAGAUAUCAGGCUGGAGUCUUCUCUGUUGUUAAGAAUAAUAAAAGCUCAUUAUUUAUUUUUUAAA
Messenger RNA from Piliocolobus tephrosceles (Ugandan red Colobus), 1189 nucleotides. RefSeq names its product RP9 pre-mRNA splicing factor (gene RP9). Bases 87 to 752 code for a protein of 221 amino acids. The transcript is spliced from 6 exons. The record is from RefSeq and is a predicted model, not a curated record. NCBI's taxonomy places the organism in Eukaryota, Metazoa, Chordata, Mammalia, Primates, Cercopithecidae. Gene Ontology annotation, biological process: RNA splicing.